Molecule: messenger RNA, 1668 nt
Organism: Anisakis simplex (herring worm)
Lineage: Eukaryota; Metazoa; Nematoda; Chromadorea; Rhabditida; Anisakidae
Source: the annotation of a GenBank genome assembly
AUGUCCGAACAACAACCAGAGGCAGCAGCCAGUUCCGAUAAUGGGAACAGAAACAAGAUGGGUCUUAUGGGCGCAACUAGUUACAUCAUUGGGAACAUCGUUGGAGCGGGUAUUUUUAUUGCGCCUACAGCCAUACUUCAAAAUACCGGAACGGUUGGUUUGUCGCUGUGUGUUUGGACACUAUCUGCACUCAUCUCAGUGAUGGGAUCGUUUUGUUACGUUGAGCUUGGUACUAGCAUACGCAUUUCUGGUGCUGAUUUUGCGUAUUUGUGUUAUGUGAAAUGGUAUUCAGUUGCGUUUGCGUUUAUGUGUGCGGGUUGCGCACUCAAUUAUCCGGCAACACUCGCAAUUCAAUCACAAACUUUCGCCGAAUAUGUCAUCAAAGGAUUUAAAUUGGAAUUGGCUGAUCCCACUCACGAAUACUAUGCGAAAAAACUCAUCGGAUUUUCAUUACUCUGGUUGUUGAUGUUUUUGAAUUUCUUCUCACUGAAAACGCUCGUCUCUCGAUUCCAAAUCGUUGCAACGUUAGCGAAAAUUCUUUCAACAGCGAUCGUUAUUUGCACAGGAUUUUACUUCUUAAUUUUCAAAGGUUGGACAGCAAAUUUGGAAGCGCCAUUUCAAGGGACCGAAUUCGAUGCUGGUAAUGUAGCGUUAGCAUUUUUCGGCGGUCUUUUUGCAUAUGAUGGAUGGGAUAUUUUGAAUUUCGGUGCAGAAGAAAUUGAGAAACCAAGACGGACAAUGCCAUUGGCUAUCAUUGUCGGAAUGAUAAUUGUAGCCAUUAUCUAUAUAGCAACAAAUAUUUCGUAUUUUGUUGUGCUUACCGCUGAUCAGGUGAAGGAUUCAAACGCCGUCGCAUCAUCCUUUGCCGCUCAAUCAAUGGGCAACUUUCAAUAUGCAGUACCAUUUUUGAUUUGCAUUCUUCUGAUAGGAUCAUUGAAUAGCAGUUUGUUUUCAGCUAGUCGGUACUUGCAAGCAGCCGCAAAACAAGGGCACUUACCAUCGUUUAUCAGCUGUGCAAAUGAUGUCAACGACAGCCCAAGAGCUGCAAUUUUUAUGAAUAUAGUCUUAUCACUUGGUUUAUCAUUCGCCGGUGAUCUCGAUACAUUGAUAAGUUACGUUGGUUUUGCGCAAUGGUCACAAAGAGCACUGACAAUGUUAGCCUUAUUAUGGAUUCGUUUUCGUCAUAUACCUGUACAUCCAGAUGCAAUCCGAACACCAAUUAUACUACCGAUCACAUUCUUCAUCAUCUGUUCCUCAUUAGUGAUUGUGACAGUUAUUGAAGAUAUCAAGGUUGCUGGCGUUGGCUUAUGUGUUAUUUUCGCAGGAUUCCUCAUCUAUUUUCUGUUCCUCUGGGAGCGUUCAUUACCUUCCACUAGAAUCUACCAAAAAGCAUCCUAUCUUCUCAAUAACGCGACAACAACGUUCACACAAAUCGUCUUCAACACGAUGCCAACUCGUGCACCAGCCGAAGAGAGCUUCCUAAUUCAAGAUCACUUAACAACCACAUCUGAGAAGAACAACGAUAUGAUCACGUCAAAAGAUCAUCAACAACGCAAAAAGACUAAUCCAAUCAAUCGGAUAUUCAGACAUCGUCGAGCUAAUGUCGCCGAUGUUAAAGCACCUCCACCGAACUAUUCAGAAACUGCUGUUGAAGAUGACAGAAAAUAA